AUGACCAGCCCAACACAAACCAAAAUCAACCCAAACGAGGUACAGGCCCACCUCUCCCAGUACAAGGGCGAUAAAUACGUCGACGGCUGGGCUUCCCUGUGGGACAAGGGCGGCAAUCUGCCAUGGGACCGAGGAUUCCCUAAUCCCGCCCUGGAAGACACGCUCGUCAAUCAGCGCCCGACAAUUGGCGCGCCUAUCGCCACCGAUGCACAGGGCCAGUCGUACAGGCGCAAGGCUCUCGUUCCUGGCUGCGGGAGAGGUGUGGAUGUCCUCUUGCUGGCAAGCUUCGGCUUCGAUGCUUAUGGCCUCGAGUAUAGCGCGGCUGCGAUUGAUGCGUGCAAGAAGGAGGAGAAAGAUAAUGCCAGUUGGUAUCGUGUCCGGGAUCAGACUAUUGGCACGGGAAAGGUUACUUGGGUUCAAGGUGACUUUUUCGAUGAUGCUUGGUUGCAGGAGAUUGGUGUCCCGUUGAAUGGAUUUGAUAUUAUUUAUGAUUACACGUUCUUCUGUGCCCUCGAGCCGUCAAUGCGACCCAAAUGGGCGCUCCGGCACACCCAGCUUCUGGCCCCUUCGCCAGCGGGUAACUUGAUCUGCCUGGAGUUCCCCCGUCACAAGGAUCCGCAGGCCCCAGGGCCCCCAUAUGCCUCUCCAUCGGAAGCGUAUAUGGCACACCUGAGCCACCCCGGCGAAAAAGUUCCCUACGACGCAAAGGGUGUCGUCAAGCACGAACCUCUACGGGCACCGAGCAAAGACGGCCUGGAAAGAGUGGCGUAUUGGAAGCCAGAGCGCACGCACGAGGUAGGCCAGGGCGAGAACGGGGUGAUCCACGACCGAAUCUCAAUCUGGCGCCGUCGUAACUAG
Molecule: messenger RNA, 858 nt
Organism: Penicillium roqueforti
Lineage: Eukaryota; Fungi; Ascomycota; Eurotiomycetes; Eurotiales; Aspergillaceae
Product: putative thiol methyltransferase
Exons: 2
Coding region: 1-858 (285 amino acids)
Molecular function (GO): thiopurine S-methyltransferase activity
Source: RefSeq, a predicted model, not a curated record